AUGUCAGCAGCCCUGGAUGAGUUCUGUGGCUCCGUCUUUUGGGAGUGCUGUCUGUUGUGCCAUGAACAGGUGAGAUUCAAGCCAUCUGAAGUGACUUUGAAUCUCUGUCCUUGCUUCCCUCAGAAUGACUCCUACCUUGCUCGGCCAGAUGCUGACCUGCCCAUAUGCUUCCAGCAGACUGUGCUGGUCUGGGUCCCCCUUGGCUUCCUCUGGAUUUUUGCUCCAUGGCAGCUCCAGCCCAUGUGCAAAUCCGGAGCAAAGAAAUCAUCUGUGACUAAACUAUACAUUAUCAAACAGAUGCUGACUACUUUACUCGUGCUGACAGCAGUGGCAGAGUUGGUCCUGGCCUUUGUAGAUGACACACAGCAGGACCCCCUUCCAGCUGUCUGGUACACAAACCCCAGCCUGUACAUAGCCACCUGGCUCCUGGUCCUGCUGAUUCACGAUGCACGACGCUCCUGCGUGCGCAGAGACUCAGCGAUACUUGGCUGCUUCUGGAUACUGUCCCUGCUCUGUGGGAUAUUGCCUUUCCAGUCUCUCGUCCGGAGAGCUCUGCAGGCACCAAUCUCCGAUGUGCCACGGUUUGUCCUUUUCUUCAUCUCCUAUGGGCUCCAGCUACUGCUCUUCAUUGUCUCAGGCUUCUCAGAUGUUGCCCCAGAAACAAAGGAAAUCUGGAAGAAGAACCCAGCAGUGACAGCCUCCUUCCUGAGCUCCAUCACUUUUCAAUGGUACUCCAGCAUGGUCGUCAAGGGCUAUCGCAAGCCUCUGGAGAUAGAGGAUACUUGGGAACUGAAGAGUAAAGACAAGAUUCAGGCCAUUCACAGUGCUUUUGAGAAGAACAUGAAGGCUGCAGUAAGGAAGGCCCAAGCAGAGCUGGAGAAAAGAAAACGCAAGAAAAGACGCCGGGAAGGUGAUCCAGACCAUGGGAACAACCUUAGCAAGGCCCAGAGCCAAGACAUCCUGGUGCUGGAGGAGAAGCCUCCAAAGAGGAAGAAAAGGGGACACAAAGGGGACUCCAGCUCUCAAAAAGAUUACCCUAGGGGUUGGUUGAUGAAAACCCUGGGCAAGACCUUCUGGCAGAACCUUCUACUAGCAGUGGCUUUCAAGCUGGUGAAUGAUGUACUUACGUUUGUCAGCCCUCAGCUGCUGAAGCUGCUGAUCGCCUUUGUGUCAGACAAGGAGUCCUUUGCCUGGCAGGGCUACCUUUAUGCUAUCCUGCUCUUCCUGACGGCAGUGAUGCAGUCCCUCUCCCUGCAGCAGUACUUCACCUUGUGCUUCCAUCUCGGCAUCAGUGUGCGUGCUAGUCUCAUCGCUGCUAUCUAUAAGAAGGCACUCACCAUAUCCAGUGCCACCCGCAAGGAGGCUACAGUGGGAGAGACUGUGAAUCUGAUGUCAGCUGAUGCCCAGAGAUUCAUGGACUUGGCCAACUUCAUUCACCAGCUGUGGUCAUCCCCCCUACAAAUUAUCUUGUCCAUUUUCUUCCUCUGGGAAGAGCUGGGCCCCUCUGUCCUGGCUGGCAUCGCAGUCAUGGUGCUGCUCAUCCCCAUAAAUGCAUUCCUGGUCUCCAAGUCCAGAAACAUCCAGGUGAGAAACAUGAAGAACAAGGAUGAACGCAUGAAAAUAAUGACUGAAAUCCUCAAUGGAAUCAAGAUCUUAAAGCUAUUUGCCUGGGAGCCCUCAUUUGAGAAGCGAGUCAAUGAGAUCCGGGCACAUGAGCUCAAGGACUUGAAGAACUUCAGUUACCUGCAGGCAAUCUCCAUCUUUGUUUUCACAUGUGCCCCCUUCCUGGUCUCCCUGGCCAGCUUCGCUGUCUAUGUGCUGGUGGAUGAGAACAACGUCCUGGAUGCACAGAAGGCCUUCACUAGCAUCUCCCUUUUCAAUGUGCUGCGCUUCCCCAUGUCCAUGCUGCCGCUGGUCCUCUCUUCUGUGGUGCAGGCCAAUGUGUCAAAAGCAAGGCUGGAGCGCUACCUGAGCGGAGAAGACCUGGACACCUCAGCUAUCUACCACAACCCCAUUGCAGGCAGUGCUGUGCGUUUCUCAGAGGCCACCUUUUCCUGGCAGCAGGAUGGCAAUGCUGUGAUAAAAGAUGUCACCCUGGACAUUGCACCUGGGAGCCUGGUGGCUGUGGUGGGGGCUGUGGGCUCAGGCAAAUCUUCACUGGUGUCAGCCAUGCUCGGGGAGAUGGAGAAUAUCAAGGGACACAUCAACAUCCAGGGCUCCCUGGCCUACGUUCCUCAGCAGGCCUGGAUCCAGAAUGCCACACUGAAAGACAACAUCCUUUUUGGGUCAGAACUGGAUGAAGACAGGUAUCAGCAAGUCAUCAAGGCCUGUGCCCUUCUUCCAGACAUGGCACUGCUGCCUGCAGGUGACCAGACAGAGAUUGGAGAGAAGGGCAUUAACCUGAGUGGGGGCCAGAAACAGCGAGUCAGCCUGGCCCGGGCAGUGUACAGCAACGCAGACAUCUACGUCCUGGAUGACCCCCUGUCUGCUGUGGAUGCUCAUGUUGGCAAGUUCCUCUUCGAGCAUGUGCUGGGGCCAAAAGGGCUGCUGAAGAAUAAGACACGGAUCUUGGUGACGCAUGGUGUCAGUUUCCUGCCCCAAGUUGAUAACAUUGUGGUGCUGGUGGAAGGAGCAGUGUCUGAGCACGGCUCCUACAGCACCCUGCUUGCAAACAAGGGUGCCUUUGCCCAGUUCCUGAGCUUGUAUGGCAGCAAGGAGGAGGAUGUUUCAGAGCAAGAUACCACAGCUGUUGCUUUAGCUGGGUGUGAAGAGAAGGGUGAUGAAGACCAUGAACCUUGUGUGGAGGAAGGCCCUGAUGAUGUGGUGACCAUGACCCUGAAGCGAGAGGCCAGCAUCUAUCGGAGAAGUCUCAGUCACAGCUUUAGUAAACGCAGCACCAGUUCCCGCAAAAAGGCCCAGGAAGAGCCCCCCCAGAUGGUGAAGGGACAGAAACUGAUUGAGAAAGAAAAUGUGGAAACUGGCAAGGUGAAGUUCUCCAUGUAUGUGGGGUACCUGCGUGCUGUUGGCAUUUGUUAUUCUUUCUGGAUUGCCAUGGGCUAUGUUGCUCAGUACACUGCCUAUGUGGGCACCAACCUGUGGCUCAGUGACUGGACUGAAGAUGCGAAGCGCUAUGAGAACCAGACAUUUCCUGCGGCGCAGCGAGACAUGCGGAUUGGUGUCUUUGGGGCCCUGGGGGUGUCACAAGCUUUCUUCUUGCUCUUUUCAACUGCCCUGUCUGCACACGGUGCCAUGCGAGCCUCCCAGCUUAUGCAUCAGAGACUGCUCAGCAACAUCCUGCAUGCGCCCAUGAGCUUUUUUGACACGACCCCAACUGGCCGCAUUGUUAAUAGGUUUGCCAAGGACAUCUUCACGAUAGAUGAGACCAUUCCCACGUCCUUCCGUACCUGGCUCAACUGUUUCAUGGGCAUCAUUAGUGCAUUGAUCAUGAUUGCCCUGCCCACUCCAUUCUUCAUUCUUGUUAUGAUUCCCCUGAGCAUCUUCUACUAUUUUGUGCUGCGCUUCUACAUCUCCACAUCACGCCAGCUACAGCGUCUGGACUCUGUCACCAGGUCUCCCAUCUACUCCCACUUUGGAGAGACAGUGUCAGGCCUUCCUGUGAUCCGGGCCUAUGGACACCAAGAACGGUUCCUGAAGCGAAAUGAGGCCACCAUUAAUGUAAAUCAGAAAAUUGUUUACUCCUGGAUCAUCUCAAAUAGGUGGCUGGCCAUCCGUCUGGAGUUUGUUGGGAGCCUGGUGAUCUUCUUCUCUGCACUUCUAGCAGUGAUUUCAAAAGGCACUUUGGAUGGUGGCAUCGUGGGUCUUUCUGUCUCCUCCGCCCUCAACGUGACACAGACGCUGAACUGGCUGGUGCGGGCAUCCUCAGAACUGGAGACAAACAUUGUGGCUGUGGAACGGGUACACGAGUACAUAAAGGUGAAGACUGAGGCUCCAUGGGUGACAGAGAAGCGUCCUCCCCACGGCUGGCCCAGCAAAGGCACGAUCCAGUUUGUUGACUAUGAAGUUCGUUACCGACCUGAACUGGAGCUAGUUCUUCAGGGGAUCAACUGCAAUAUUGAGAGCACAGAGAAGGUCGGGGUUGUAGGCCGGACUGGGGCUGGAAAAUCUUCCCUCACCAGCUGCCUCUUCCGGCUACUGGAGGCUGCUGGAGGGAGAAUCAUCAUCGAUGGGGUGGAUAUAGCAACGAUCGGCCUCCAUGACUUGCGUCAGAACCUCACCAUUAUCCCCCAGGAUCCUGUGCUCUUUACUGGCACCCUGCGGAUGAACCUGGACCCUUUUGACCAGUACACAGAUGAGGAGGUCUGGAAGGCCCUGGAGCUGGCCCAUCUAAAGAAAUAUGCGCAAGAACUUCCUGAGGGCCUGUUGCAUUUUGUGAGCGAGGGAGGGGAAAAUCUGAGUGUCGGGCAGCGGCAGCUUGUGUGCUUGGCCCGGGCCCUUCUCCGCAAAGCCAAGAUCCUCAUCCUGGAUGAAGCAACAGCAGCUGUAGAUCUGGAAACUGAUCAUUUAAUCCAGACAACGAUCCGGAGCGAAUUUUCUGACUGCACUGUUCUGACCAUUGCCCACCGCCUCAACACCAUCAUGGAUAGCAACAGGGUGAUGGUGCUGCAGGCUGGAAGGAUUGUGGAAUUUGACAGUCCUGAGGAGCUGCUCAAGAAGCAGGGCACCUUUUCUGCGAUGGCAAAGGACGCUGGCAUCACGAAUACAGAAUCCACCAUGCUGUAGGCAGAACGGAGCAGUACUCGGUGCGUGUGCGGGCAGCUCCCGCACGCUGGCAGGCACCAGCAUCUCCCUGCAGCUGGGCUGCCCAGGAAUUUCUCUCUGCAACUGGGAAGUGCAGAGGAUGACUUCUCUGUCAGGGGCAGAGCAUUGGACUUCAGUGAGCUGUUAACCUUCAUACCACACCCUGCCUGUUAUGCACCUGCAAGCCUGGAGCUGCAUAAUUUAUUUCAGAACAGAGAAGAAAAGUUAUCUGCAGGCAGGGAGACCACAACC
This is a messenger RNA of Dryobates pubescens (Downy woodpecker), 5010 nucleotides long. It is a transcript of the gene ABCC2, whose product is annotated as ATP binding cassette subfamily C member 2. Lineage: Eukaryota; Metazoa; Chordata; Aves; Piciformes; Picidae. Gene Ontology annotation, cellular component: apical plasma membrane. The record is from RefSeq and is a predicted model, not a curated record. The transcript is spliced from 32 exons. Gene Ontology annotation, molecular function: ATP binding; ABC-type transporter activity; ATP hydrolysis activity. Bases 1 to 4740 code for a protein of 1579 amino acids. Gene Ontology annotation, biological process: transmembrane transport.